This is a messenger RNA of Daldinia caldariorum, 1717 nucleotides long. RefSeq lists its product as uncharacterized. The transcript has a single exon. The record is from RefSeq and is a predicted model, not a curated record. Gene Ontology annotation, biological process: regulation of alternative mRNA splicing, via spliceosome. The coding region runs from base 377 to 1597 and encodes 406 amino acids. NCBI's taxonomy places the organism in Eukaryota, Fungi, Ascomycota, Sordariomycetes, Xylariales, Hypoxylaceae.
AGCUAACUGAUUAUUCGAAUGGUACCUAUAGAUAUUAUGUAAUAUAUAGGUAGGUAUCUACCUACCUAACCUUAGGCAAUUACCUCAUAUAUCUCAUUUAUUUUGGAAGUACCACCUCUCUUCUCUCUUUUAACUUCGAAUGGUAAACCGUACGUCCCACGAAGUACCUAGGUAGAUACCCGGGUACCUCCUAAUGAGAAGUACCUAACAAAGUACCGAUAAGAUUCAAGCUUAAUCUUAUCUAAUCGGAAUUGUUAUGUACAUACUUCGUAGCUGGGUAGCAUUGUGGACCCUCCCGCGCCACCUUUCGUAACAACAGCUUCAACAUCCACUAGGAUAAUCUCGUUUCUAUACGCAAGAAUCCCUCAUUGCAGAUAUGAGCAAACCAGGACUGUCGUUUGGCCUAAACCUAGCUAAGAAGCCUGGUGCUUCGAAGCCUGCCCCUCCGAAAAGGAAACCAAUGUUCGGCGAUGAUGACGGAUCGGACGAUGAUGCGAACGGUUCGGUCAAUGGUCCUCAAGCUACCGAGAUAUCAGAACUAGAUGAUUUCACGACGGCCUCGCCUGGCGAUCAACCAAAUAAGAAGCCACCUCCAAAACUGAAAAACGGUCCACCUACGCAACCCUUGAACGGCAAAAGCAAAAAGCCCCAAAUUUCCAUGUAUGGAGAUCUAUCGAGCUCCUUAGAGUCGCGUAAACAUCAACAAGCCGCCGAGGAGUUAGAUCCCUCAAUAUACGACUACGAUGCGGUCUAUGACUCCCUGAAGCCGGAGAAGAAGGCUACACAAGAAGAUGUCGAGCGCAAACCCAAGUAUAUGAAGAACUUGAUGGCGUCUGCUGCCGUACGAAAACGCGACGCGCUAAUCGCCGAAGAAAAGAAGAUCGCGCGGGAACGGGCGGAAGAAGGCGAAGAGUACGCGGAUAAGGAAAAGUUUGUCACAGAGGCAUACAAGAAACAGCAAGAGGAGAACCGGCGCAUCGAAGAAGAGGAGCGCAGGCGCGAGGAAGAGGAAGCUAAGAAGAAUAAAGGUGGUGGCAUGACUGCCUUCUACAAGGACCUACUAGAAAGGGGCGAUAAACGACACGCUGAAGUGCUUAAGGCGGCAGAAGAGCGUGCGAAGACGGGACCGAAAGAGGAUGAAGACGUGCCGGAGGAGAAAGUUAAGACGGAUGCAGACGUGGCGAGGGAAAUCAACGAGAAAGGUGGUAAAAUUGCUAUCAACGAAGAUGGCCAAGUAGUGGAUAAGCGCGAACUGCUGAAAGGGGGUCUGAAUCUGAGCGCACCGAAACGACAAGAACCUCGAAAAGACGCAGACAGGGGUCAAGACCGCAGGGACGACCGGAGCCAAUCGCGCGGGUUCGUCGGCUCUGGCGGGAAGCAGGCUAUGCGCGAAAGACAAACUCGCAUGCUCGAGGCGCAAUUGGAACAAUCUCUUAAGAGAUCGCUGGCUGAGGAGGAAGAAGAAAGGCAAAAGAUCGAACGCGCUUCCAAGAGCCGCAAGACCGAGUCUGAAGUCUCGAGCGCGCGCGAGAGAUACCUGGCACGUAAGAGAGAAGCAGAAGAAGCGAAGAAGAAAGCUGCGGCGGAAACGUCGUGAGCAGAGCGUUUGCGUCGUCCCAAUCUUCUAUUUAAGAGACGAGAUACCCUUCCGUCGUGAUACCAUGGUUUUGAUGUAUUGUACAUUCUAUGCCUCCGUCAUUCCGAUCCCACUAGUGAG